GAUCUCCACUGCCACUGCCACUGCCAACUUGCCCUGCGCCGCACCGCACCGCAGCAACAAACCACUCACUCACCUUUCGAUAACACACGGCAAUUGUGGGACUGGCUCUCCCAAUUGAUUGUGUGUACAACACCAGAACGAAACAACUCAAUCUCUUCCGAGUCCUCUUGUUGCCUUGAUCAGACUUCAGAUCAAGCGUCCCAAUCUUCACCUCACCGAUCCUUACUCUGCACCUUCGCCCUCACUUCGUCGGUCCUUACCCCUCCCUCACAGGUUCACAGUUCACAGCCACAAUCCUGAAGUCGGUCAGUCCUCACAGAAUUACGCUGCCUGCGGCUCGUUUUGCCCUCACCGGAAAGUGUGAGCCUUUUGGAUUCCUCUUGCCAGAAGACGAUCUUCAGCUGUUCAUUGUCGGAUCAAGGGAGAGAUACUUGAAAGUGUGAAAGAUGUCGUGGAAACUGACAAAGAAACUGAAGGAGACGCACCUUGCUCCUCUAACGAGCGGGUUCAGUCGUUCCACAUCGACUUCUACGAUCAAGCCCGACGAUCCUGCCCCCCCUCGUGAGUCGGCCGAUCUGACCACCACUCAGAGUAAUGUGAGCGCCUCAUCGACUACGACAAAUGGAAUUGCCGCUUCCGAAGCACUCACCUCACCUCCCGUGCAAAACACAAAACCUGGUAUCUUGAUAGUCACCCUCCACGAAGGAAAAGCCUUUUCACUGCCGCAGCAAUACCAGUCAGUCUUCAACAACUACUACGGGUCGGGUGGAUCAGGAUCGGUCAGACCGAGCUCAUCAUACGCAGCUGGGUCGUUAACGUCAGGAUCAUACACACCCUCAAAUAGGCCGGUGUCUACUCAUGGGGGAAUCAAUGCUGCACCAACCAUACACGGCAGAUACAACAGCAAAUACUUACCGUACGCUUUACUUGAUUUCGACAAGCUCCAAGUCUUCGUUGAUGCUGUCUCCGGUACGCCUGAAAACCCGCUUUGGGCUGGUGACAACACUUCCUUCAAAUUCGACGUCUCGAGAGUAUGUGAACUGAGUGUUCAGCUUUACCUCCGAAACCCAGCUGCUAGACCAGGUGUGGGAAGAAGUGAAGAUAUCUUCCUUGGAGGCGCAAGAGUAACUCCCAGAUUCGAAGAAGCCAAACAAUUUGUCCCAGAUCCAAAGAAGAGCAAAAAGGAGAACGACAAGGCCGAAGCAGCAUUCAAUUCUCAAGAAAAGGUAGCAGGUCAGCUUGGAACCGAAUGGCUGGAUAUCCAGUUCGGCACAGGCUCCAUCAAAGUGGGUGUCAAUUACGUCGAAAACAGACACGGCAGUCUCAAGAUUGAUGACUUUGAGUUGUUGAAGGUGGUUGGUCGAGGCAGUUUCGGCAAGGUCAUGCAGGUCAUGAAGAAGGAUACAGGCCGGAUUUACGCCCUCAAGACAAUUCGAAAGGCUCACAUCAUCUCCCGAUCCGAAGUGGCGCACACUCUUGCAGAGCGAUCAGUCCUUGCACAGAUCAACAACCCCUUCAUCACACCGCUCAAGUUCUCGUUCCAGUCACCGGACAAGCUGUACUUUGUAUUGGCUUUCGUGAAUGGCGGAGAACUAUUCCAUCACCUUCAAAAAGAACAACGAUUCGACAUCAACCGAUCUAGGUUCUACACUGCCGAACUGCUGUGUGCACUGGAAUGUUUGCACGGAUUCAAGGUCAUCUACAGAGACCUGAAGCCGGAGAAUAUUCUUCUCGACUACACGGGUCACAUCGCCCUCUGCGAUUUCGGUCUGUGCAAAUUGGACAUGAAGGAUGAAGACCGUACCAAUACCUUCUGUGGCACUCCCGAGUACCUGGCGCCGGAACUGCUCCUAGGCCAUGGCUACACCAAGACUGUCGACUGGUGGACCCUGGGUGUCCUUCUCUAUGAGAUGUUGACUGGACUCCCACCCUUCUACGACGAAAACACCAACGAGAUGUAUCGAAAGAUUCUUCAAGAGCCGUUGCACUUUCCCGGUCCAGAGAUCGUUCCAGCGGCGGCCAAAGACCUUCUUCAGAAGCUCCUAGAUCGCAAUCCGGAACGUCGUCUUGGUGCUGGUGGUGCGGCUGAGAUCAAGGCUCAUCAUUUCUUUGCCGGCAUCGACUGGCGAAAGCUGUUGCAGCGCAAGUAUGAACCCAGCUUCAAACCCAGUGUGGUCGAUGCACGAGACACCGCCAAUUUCGACAAGGAAUUCACUUCGGAAGUACCCAAAGAUUCGUACGUCGAGGGUCCGAUGCUGUCUCAGACCAUGCAGCAACAAUUCGCUGGUUGGUCUUACAAUCGUCCUGUUGCUGGGUUGGGAGAUGCCGGUGGGAGUGUCAAGGAUCCUUCUUUUGAUCGCAUACAGUAGGGAUGGGCCGGCUUUAUCUACGGAGUACGAUGAGACAUGAAAGGACAUGAAGAAUGAUUGUUGAACUGUUGAAAUUCAUGAUUGGGCUCGGACACAGCACGACGGACAGAAGAUGGCUUCGUUGAAGGAUUUCGGUCCAGCUAGUACAUAGCUUGAGCUUGAUCACUUAGAGGCGCUCGAUUCAACACCGCGUGUAGCAUGUUAGAUCUGAUUGCGCAUGGCGCAGCAAGGCGGUCAGUUGAAGAUUCAUCAAACCAUGAGCUUAUGAAUGGACACUACGAGUCAAUCAUGCAC
Molecule: messenger RNA, 2663 nt
Organism: Exophiala xenobiotica
Lineage: Eukaryota; Fungi; Ascomycota; Eurotiomycetes; Chaetothyriales; Herpotrichiellaceae
Exons: 4
Coding region: 447-2369 (640 amino acids)
Biological process (GO): protein phosphorylation
Molecular function (GO): ATP binding; protein serine/threonine kinase activity
Source: RefSeq, a predicted model, not a curated record